AUGAGCUCCGGCCUCGCCUCUGCCAUCCGCCCCAGCCUGCGCGACCGCGACCGACAACUCUCAGGCUCGCCGCACACGCCCCCUUUCAGACACAUUUCCUCCGUUCAUUCCUCACCAGGCUCUGGUUUAUUUCGCUCAGAGGAAGACCCGAUCAUAAUCGAGCUCGACCCGCGGUAUCUAUGCGUGGGCUUUCAGGGCGAAAGCGGGCCGCAAUGCUGCUUGCGCUUUACCCCAGAGACCAAUCGACGUGUGGGCGACUUUAGGAGUUACUUGCCCGGCUUUAAAAGAAGGAGGGAAGAUGUCAAGGCAAAGUGUAGUGAAUACGAGCUCUGGAGAGCAGAUAUCAGGGAUGUGGAUCUGGGUCUUUUGGAGGAUAUACUGGAGAGGGCAAUCAGGGAGGCUUACAACAAGUACUUGCUGGUGGACGCGGGCUCGACAAGGUUGAUAUUAGUGCUGCCGAGUUUGAUGCCUCUUCCAGUGUUGGACACGGUGCUGACGCUGCUGUUUGGGAAGUGGAAGUAUCCCUCCAUAACGCUCUUGCCAGCCCCGGCCAUGACUGUAAUCUCUGCUGGGAUGAGGUCGGGUCUGGUCGUGGAUAUUGGUUGGGAGGAAACAGUUGUGACCGCCGUCUACGAGUAUCGCGAAGUUCAUGUUAGAAGAAGUACCCGGGCUAUGAGGUUGUUGGUAUGCAAAGUCGCUGACUUCCUCGAAAGUGUGAGGAGGGAGCAGGACGAGUCGAUCAGAGAUGCCUUACGGCUGGAUUUCGAAUUCGUGGAGGAAUUCAUUCUUCGUGCAGGAGUGUGUCACGCGUUGGUGCCUACCGAGGAGGAGGAACUUGCUCGAAAGACAAGCUCAAUAGAAUUGGGGACUCCCGAGGUGAAGUCCGAGGAAGAAGAAGAUAUCCCGACGACUCUCCAGAUCGACUGGCCCGCCGACAAUUCUUCCCGACCAGUGUCAAUCUUACGGUCAGCACUCCACAAUAUUUGUCUUGAAACUCUGCUAGGAUCUAAGGAUAAUGAGUAUCCCGACGAUCACGAGCAGCCAAUUCAUUUGCUUGUGUACAACAGCUUGCUAUCAGUCUCUUCAGAUGUGCGGAGUAUCUGCAUGUCCCGCAUCGUUUUCUCUGGUAAGCAAGCAUCAAGCAUUCGAGGACUGUCUCAACAGGUUCUACGCUCCGCAAAUGAUCUUAUGAAUCAACAUGGUUGGACUGCUGUUAGAGGCAAGAACUUCAACUCCAUGCGGCGUGGUUUGGUUGAGAUGGCGCAAGGAAGAGCCACUCCUGCGGAUGCUCGUUAUCAUACAGCCCUCCCCACAGCGGGCGUUCCAGGGGAAGAGCAACUCCUACGGCAAAAGACUAAACCCACAGUGACAACCACCUUCAGGCAGGUGGAGUCGCUGGGCCCCUGGGCAGCAGCUAGCCUUAUCUCAAGCUUCAAAGUCAGGUCUCUUGUCGAGAUUGACAGGGAGAGGUUUUUUGCUCACGGGCUAGCUGGUGCUCAUCGCGAUAUUGACCACAGCACCGUAUUGCCACGGACAACGACCAAGGCAGGCGAAAAGGUUAAUUGGACUUUGGCAGGAUGGGGUUGA
This is a messenger RNA of Exophiala aquamarina CBS 119918, 1587 nucleotides long. RefSeq lists its product as uncharacterized. Gene Ontology annotation, biological process: microtubule-based movement. The record is from RefSeq and is a predicted model, not a curated record. The coding region runs from base 1 to 1587 and encodes 528 amino acids. NCBI's taxonomy places the organism in Eukaryota, Fungi, Ascomycota, Eurotiomycetes, Chaetothyriales, Herpotrichiellaceae. The transcript has a single exon.